This is a messenger RNA of Metarhizium robertsii ARSEF 23, 1026 nucleotides long. RefSeq names its product Ribonuclease H domain protein. Gene Ontology annotation, molecular function: RNA-DNA hybrid ribonuclease activity; nucleic acid binding. NCBI's taxonomy places the organism in Eukaryota, Fungi, Ascomycota, Sordariomycetes, Hypocreales, Clavicipitaceae. Gene Ontology annotation, biological process: DNA replication, removal of RNA primer. The transcript has a single exon. Bases 1 to 1026 code for a protein of 341 amino acids. The record is from RefSeq and is a predicted model, not a curated record.
AUGCCUCGCGGCUAUUACCUCGGCCAGGGCCUGAUCCCACUCGGCGACCACAGCAGCGACGACGAAGAAGGCCCGUGUACGCUGCCAAACGGUCGAGUUGUCUGUGGACCUCACGGAUUGGUGCUAUGUUAUCGAUGUUGCAGCGACUACAGCUUUAUGGACGACGUCCUCGGCGAAGACGGCCAAGUCUCCGAGGACGACGAGGAAGGCGAUGAGCACGACGAUUCGGCUCCUGUUGCGGCGCCAUCCGCCAUCCGCGUCCCUUCCCUAGCAUCUGAUGUGGUGAGAGGCACUGGUCUGGUGUUCCCCUCCAAGUUUAGACAUGCCGUUAGCCCUCUGCGACCGAUGGAGCUGUUUCGCGGCAGAUUUCGUUUCAUGGAUAUCGUUAGGUAUGACGCUUUUUCUUCUUGGUGGCAUACUUUGUCGUGCUUGGCUAACCGACGGUCCGUGGUCUCUCUCAGAUGCACCCACCCCAGCGACAAGUCCAUGCUCCUCAUCAUGACCGACGGGGCAUGCCUCAACAACGGCCAAGCCAAUCCGAAGGCGGGUUGGGCAUUUUUCCAGGGGCUGAAUACCGAAGGCCAACCGCUCGUAGUCUCGCAUCGUCUGGAAAGGCAGGGUCCUUGGGGUGAUGAGGGCAUCCAGAGCAGCAACCGGGCCGAGCUGCGGGCCGUCAUCGCCGCCCUGCGUUUCCGGCACUGGCCGGGCGAGGGCUUCAGCACAGUCGUCAUCGCCACCGACUCCGAGUACGUUGUGGAGGGCUCGACACGGUGGGCCAAGACUUGGGUGCAGAACAAUUGGAGGACGAAAGGUAUCAAGGGAAAUGGCGGCGCCAACGUCAAGAACAAGGACUUGUGGGAGAUGCUCUUGGGGGAGUGCGAGAAGGCCCAUCGCCGAGGCCAGGCCAUCCAAUUCUGGAAGAUCCCGCGUGAUUGGAAUGCUCUCGCCGAUCAAGGCGCCAAGAACGCUGCCGCCGCAGAAGAAACGCCUGUCGAGUGGAUGGAUUGCCUAGGCCUCGCAAUCUAA